This is a messenger RNA of Cuculus canorus (common cuckoo), 3709 nucleotides long. It is a transcript of the gene MCM5, whose product is annotated as minichromosome maintenance complex component 5. The coding region runs from base 120 to 2324 and encodes 734 amino acids. Gene Ontology annotation, biological process: DNA replication; DNA replication initiation; double-strand break repair via break-induced replication. Gene Ontology annotation, molecular function: single-stranded DNA binding; ATP binding; 3'-5' DNA helicase activity. Gene Ontology annotation, cellular component: nucleus; MCM complex. The transcript is spliced from 17 exons. The record is from RefSeq and is a predicted model, not a curated record. Lineage: Eukaryota; Metazoa; Chordata; Aves; Cuculiformes; Cuculidae.
AGAGGGCUCCCGGUGGCCAAUCAGCGCCGGGCGGCGCUGGGGUUUCCGCCGCGCGCCGGUUUUCCCGCGAAAAAGUUAGUGACGGCUUCCCGCGGGCAGCGAGCGGAGCAGCAGUCGCCAUGUCCGGCUUUGAUGACCCUGGCAUUUACUACAGUGACAGUUUCGGGGGUGAUGCAUCAGUGGACGAGGGGCAAGUUCGGAAGUCACAGCUGCAGAAGCGGUUCAAAGAGUUUCUGCGGCAGUACCGGGUGGGCACGGACCGCACAGGCUUCACCUUCAAAUACAGGGAUGAGCUUAAACGACAUUAUAACCUGAGUCAGUAUUGGGUAGAGGUGGAGAUGGAAGACCUGGCCAGCUUUGAUGAAGAUCUUGCUGACUAUCUGUACAAGCAGCCAGCAGAGCACCUGCAGCUGUUGGAAGAAGCAGCAAAAGAAGUCGCAGAUGAGGUCACCCGUCCUCGUCCUUCAGGAGAGGAGACUCUGCAAGACAUCCAGGUCAUGUUGAGAUCAGAUGCCAACGCAGCAAAUAUCCGCAGCCUGAAGUCUGAUCAGAUGUCCCACCUUGUGAAAAUCCCUGGGAUUGUAAUCGCAGCAACCCCUGUGAGGGCCAAAGCCACCAGAAUAGCCAUCCAGUGCCGCAGCUGCCGCAACACCAUCAGCAACAUUGCGGUGCGCCCAGGCCUAGAGGGUUACGCUCUGCCCAGGAAAUGCAACACAGAACAAGCUGGACGCCCAAAGUGCCCACUGGACCCGUAUUUCAUCAUGCCAGAUAAGUGCAAGUGUGUGGACUUCCAGGUCCUGAAGCUGCAGGAGUCCCCAGAUGCUGUGCCUCAUGGGGAGAUGCCCCGGCACUUGCAGCUGUACUGCGACAGGUACCUGUGUGACAAAGUUGUCCCAGGGAACAGAGUCACUAUCAUGGGCAUCUACUCCAUCAAGAAGUCUGCCCAGAGCAAGAACAAAAGCCGUGACAAUGUGGGUGUGGGCAUCCGGAGUGCUUACAUCCGUGUGGUGGGCAUCCAGGUGGAUGUGGAAGGCUCAGGACAUAGCUUUGCUGGCUUAGUGACCCCUCAAGAAGAGGAGGAACUUCGUCGCCUUGCUGCCAUGCCUAACAUCUAUGAGACCAUUGCCAAGAGCAUUGCACCCUCCAUCUAUGGCAGCACUGACAUCAAGAAGGCCAUUGCCUGCCUCUUAUUCGGAGGUUCUCGCAAGAGGCUCCCAGAUGGGCUGACCCGCAGAGGAGACAUCAACUUACUGAUGCUGGGUGACCCUGGCACAGCCAAAUCCCAGCUGCUGAAGUUCGUUGAGAAGUGUUCACCCAUUGGGGUGUACACCUCAGGGAAAGGCAGCAGCGCUGCUGGCUUGACAGCCUCGGUCAUCCGCGACCCUUCCUCCAGGAGUUUCUUCAUGGAGGGAGGAGCCAUGGUGCUGGCAGAUGGGGGAGUGGUGUGCAUCGAUGAAUUUGACAAGAUGCGGGAGGAUGACCGUGUGGCCAUCCAUGAAGCCAUGGAGCAGCAGACCAUCUCCAUUGCUAAGGCAGGAAUCACAACCACACUCAACUCCCGAUGCUCAGUGCUGGCAGCUGCCAAUUCUGUUUUUGGGCGCUGGGAUGAGACCAAAGGCGAGGAGAACAUUGAUUUUAUGCCAACCAUCCUGUCCCGUUUUGACAUGAUCUUUAUCGUCAAAGAUGAGCACAACGAGGAGCGAGACAUGACGCUGGCCAAGCACGUGAUGUCCUUACAUGUGAGCGCCUUGACACAGACCCAGGCUGUGGAGGGCGAGAUCGAGCUGAACAAGCUGAAGAAGCUCAUCUCCUUUUGUCGGACGAGGUGUGGCCCUCGACUGUCUGCAGCAGCAGCAGAGAAGUUGAAGAACCGCUACGUCCUGAUGCGGAGCGGCACUCGCCAGCAUGAGCAGGAGAGCGACCGGCGCUCCAGCAUCCCCAUCACUGUCCGGCAACUAGAAGCCAUAGUGCGUAUUGCCGAGUCCCUGGCGAAGAUGAAGCUUCAACCCUUUUCCACUGAGGUGGAUGUUGAGGAGGCCUUGCGGCUCUUCCAGGUGUCCACACUUGAUGCAGCCAUGUCAGGCAGCCUGUCAGGGGCAGAAGGCUUCACGACACAGGAGGACCAAGAGAUGCUGUCCCGCAUUGAGAAACAGCUUAAACGCCGCUUCGCCAUUGGCUCUCAGGUGUCAGAGCACAGCAUUGUCCAGGACUUCAUGCGGCAGAAAUACCCAGAACAUGCCAUCUACAAAGUGCUGCAGCUGAUGAUGCGUCGGGGGGAGAUCCAGCACCGCAUGCAACGCAAAGUCCUCUACCGCAUCAAGUGACCUAUUGGUCCCAUGCAUGGAGAAGGAACUGCUGCUGUGUACUGCCUGCCCACAUGUGGACAGAGAGCCCUGUGGGGCUGGCACCUGCCCUUGAAAGAACCUUUUCCUUGGGGACAUAAACAGCCUGGAGUCUCCCUUUUAAACCAGGGUUCAGAGUGGUCAGGUUUUCACUCGGGUGCUCUGACCCUGUGUCACGUCAGUGUUUCUUUGAACUCCAGAAGCUUUUAGUUUGUAUUAAAAUAAAAACUGAUAUUGAUAUCCCAAUGUCUUUGGCUGCCUGGAGGGACAGAGAUCUAUGCCUUUCCCCCACUGGAGGCAGUGCAGGAUUUUGGGUGGAAAGGCAUCCCUCCUGCUUGUCCUGUGUUACCACUGCCCAGCAGCCACCCUGGGGCCUCACCUUGAAGCAGCACACAACCCCGUGGGCACUACCAGCAGCCCUGAAGGCAGAAACUCAUUUCUUGCUCAGGGUUUGAUCUGUCUAAUAAGGCAUAAAUUCUGUUGGUGUAGGCUGCCCUGUCAGACUCAGCCAUGCAGGAGGCACCUUACUCAGUCACUGCGUGCAGGCUGUUGCUGCAAUCUUCCCCCUCUGGCAGCAUUAUCAAAGGAGACAAGCUGCUCUUUGCUUAUCCCUUCCCCUCUCCAAGGGCUGCAGCAGGCAAACUCUUUACCCUGCAGUGUAAAGAGCUGUACGGAAGCCUGGCCUGGCUUGUCUCAGUGAGGAUGGCAAUGCAGGCUGAUGUUCAAGAGCUCUAUGCCCUCCUACAAGUAGCUUCUGCCACCUCUUUGCGGACAGCCGUGGGCAGGGUUGUCUCACUUGCCAAGAGCCUCUUCUGAGCUCUGCCCCGAGGUGCAUUUGUGGAACUGCUUGCUCUUCUGUGUUCACCGCAUGACCUUGCACUUGUCAAACUCUGCAGGUUUUUGUAAUUUGUAAUGAAUAUUAAAUCUUUUUGGUAUCCUCCCAAAGAUGUGAAGUGCAUGUAGGUCCCUGUCCUUGGCAGCUCGGGGCCAGCCCGGAUGUGGAGGAGUGCUGGUGGGAGACCUUGUGCCAUCUGAAGAUGGUGCAGGGUUGGGAGUUGAUGCUGGAGAGGCUGUUGGCAUGUCUGUGGGUGAUCUUCAGGCUGAAAAACGCCCCAGGAGUGGCUUGAUUAGCAAAGAAACAUUCGGGACCAGCAGAGGGUACCAGAGUCUCGAGGAUGCUGGGCUGCAGCCUCAGCUUUGAUGCCUCCUCCUCUAGAGGGAAAUGAGGGGGAGCAGAGCGUCUCUUUGGGCUGAGGUGGUGGACAGCAGGAUGCACCCAGCCUGGUGGCUGUCACACAAAGGCUGGGCUCCCCUGGAACCAUCAGAUGUACAACAGUGUCCAUGUUUCAACAUCUUCCAAGUUUCAA